AUGCGAAGAUUUGAUUGUGAAUCUUUUUUGUUGCAAGGGAUUGGGUUUGGAUUGGAUCGAAUCAGUGAUGAUUACAAAAUUGUUCGACUAUCAUAUGUCAAAGACCAUUCAUUUGUUUAUGCGGUGAAGAGUGGCACUUGGUGUGAGAUUGCUUCUGCUAAACAUGAAAAUCAGAUUCAUAGCGUCCAUUAUGAUGCCUUGUUUUUCAAUGGAGUGUUGCAUUGGGUGAUAGAUGUUUAUGAUACAGAACCAAAAGACGUAUGCAUUUGUUGUAUAUUAACAUUCGAUUUGAGCACUCAUGUUUUUGGUAUGAUUACAUUGCCUACAUCCAAUCGGUAUUGGUCGACAGCUGGACUAAGAACCAUCCAAGGUUCAUUAGCUUUGAUUUCUUAUAGUCAUGAAUUUAACGAAUGUAGGGCGCCUCUGAUUUAA
Molecule: messenger RNA, 432 nt
Organism: Lactuca sativa (garden lettuce)
Lineage: Eukaryota; Viridiplantae; Streptophyta; Magnoliopsida; Asterales; Asteraceae
Product: F-box/kelch-repeat protein At3g06240
Source: RefSeq, a predicted model, not a curated record